GAAAGAAGAGGCCUAUCUAAUGGAGAUGAAUAAUGAGGUAGAACUAACCUUGUUGAUGGCAAAUCACGAAGAACAAACAAAGAAGAGCAUGUGGUAUUUAGAUACCGGAGCUAGCAACCACAUGACGAGAGAUAAGAGCUUGUUCGUGAAGGUGGAACAAGAUCAAGGUCAUGUUACCUUUGAAGAUGAAUAUAAAGUCGUGGUGAAUGGAGCGGCCCAUUACCCCUUAGCAAAUAAACCACCAAGGCCCAAUCCGGGUGCGGCCCGGAGAGAAAGAGCUGCCAAACGAACAUCCAAUCAACAAAGACGCUCGGCGUUACUCGCCUUGGCUAGAGAAGUCCCGAUGAUGAUCCAAGGGCCUCGGAGGAGAAGCCUAUUAGGCCGAGCGGAACCCCGUCCUUGUGCUUACUUGGCCCCAGAAUCAGAAGACCAGGGGACGCUCGUUCAGACCCAUUGGCGGGAAAUCAAGCUAUUGGCGGGAAACACAUUUAAUGCAAUAGAUUUGGUGUUUGGGAAGCUAGCCACUCACCAACCUCCACAUCACCAACAUCAGCUACCCCUUGGUAGUAUAAAUAGUAACAUUUAUUUCAUUGUAAAUGGUUGACAACUUGUACUCUCUAG
Messenger RNA from Cuscuta epithymum, 621 nucleotides. Lineage: Eukaryota; Viridiplantae; Streptophyta; Magnoliopsida; Solanales; Convolvulaceae. The record is from the annotation of a GenBank genome assembly.